This is a messenger RNA of Lytechinus pictus (painted urchin), 2161 nucleotides long. RefSeq lists its product as uncharacterized. The transcript is spliced from 2 exons. Lineage: Eukaryota; Metazoa; Echinodermata; Echinoidea; Temnopleuroida; Toxopneustidae. The record is from RefSeq and is a predicted model, not a curated record. The coding region runs from base 754 to 1905 and encodes 383 amino acids.
AUCCCGAAGAAGUGCUACGGUGUUUUGAAUUAGUGCCUUGAAUUGUUGUCUCUAGAUACAAUAAUGAACGCUUUCAGCGUCUUCAUUGGUCUUUGGAUUCUUAUUAAUUUCAUUAAUAUCUCGGAAGGAUCUCCUCCAUCUGAGAAAAGAAUUCUGAACGAAGGAGAUAUCAUGAACUUGAGAUGUUCUACUGUACGGGAUCCUGAUAUCAUAUCCUAGGUCCGCCGCAGCCACAUUUCAAACCAAAACGGGACAAAAUACAUUGCCGAGGCCGGUAAGUCAUUUCCAAAUGGCAAAAUCUUCAAGGAAUUUCGUGAUGAUUCGCGUAUUUCAGUCAUCUUUGAAAAUGACUCGAUUGAAGACGGUAGUGUGAAUUACACGCUUUACAUUUCAAACAUAAGUAGGCAAGAUUCGGCCGAGUAUGCGUGUUUUUCAAUUACGGAUUCGACCUAUGAAUUCACAUCGUUCUAUGACAUCCAUGUUGUGGGUUGCAAUUGCUCCAUUGACACAAACGUACAUUGCGACAUUCUUAGUUUUAACACCCCCAUUGAAGGAUCUGUAAAAAUCAUCUUUAACGGAUCAACGGUUAAAGUUUCAUUGAUUGAAAAUCGUUUUAAGUUUUCUCGAGAUCAUCUGAGUACUUUGCCUCAAGAGUAUAUCCUCGUGUCUUUAGAAUAUGAUAAUUUUCGAUCUAAUAUACGAUGCAUUCUUCCCCUACAAUCGUUCCCGCUAUCUAGGCGGAAAACAACAACAAUGUCAUCUAUCUCAUCAAGACGACCUACAUCCGAAGAAGGCACGAAAAUGGUUACCAGCCGCACCAAUAAACCUCCAACGGAUGAAUCCACAGACACAACGACACACGUGUAUAUGGAAUCAACAGUACCUGCAACAAUACUCCAGACGUCUCGUCCCACUUUUACAGGCUAUAGUUCUUUUGAGAAUUCCACUAGAAUGACCGCUUUGCCAUCAAAGGCGACUGGAACGUCUUCGACAACAUCAUGUACCACAACGCAAAAGCAAAUGCAUUCAACGAAAGAAAGGUCUUCAAAUGCAUCAUCCGAGAGACCUGAUUGUGCAUCGACCGAGUCAAAGGUUCCCCCGUCAUCAUCCACAUCCCAACCAUCGGGACAAACGAUACAUUCUCCUUUCUCCCAGCCGUCUAGUCGCACUUUUGCAGUUGAUAAUUCUCUGGAGACUUCCACUAGUAGGACUCUAACUCAAACAACUUGGUCAACACAAAAGGCUCACCCCCACCCUCCAUCGAGACGUGUCCAUUCCUCUACAGUAGCACCAUCUACGACAACGAUCCUAAAUGAACAAAAAAUAAAAGGUGAUAAAGCAUAUAUCGUCCUUAGCAAGACGGUUGUACUUGCAGUAGCCGUGGGUGUUUCGGUCGUGCUGAUCUUCAUGAUGGCUUUCAUAGUUGCCUUGAUUGGGAGACAAGCGUUUCGGUCCCAAAGUGGUCAAAUUGAAAGAAAUAUCACCUGUUUAGAUUCUACUGAUGAGAGUUUUACCUCAAUCGCUGUCCAUCUAAACCACGACUACGAGAGGACCAUAACUAGAACGCAGGAUUCAACAUCUACCGACGUUGAAGUUGCUACUCUGACAUAUCCGAUCAACAUCUUGCCUCUCCCACAUAGGCCUUCCCCACCAAGUUCAUAUGACUACGAGGAAGUGGAAGGCCAUCUUAUAAACACUUUUGAAGGAGAGUAUAUGUUGCCUGACCUACAAGAAGGAUCUUCAGAUGGCUACCUUGACAUGAUAUCCAACGUCAAGAAAGGGGAUGCAUGCGGUAAUGCUCUUCCACUCGUCACCAUUCGAAACAAAAUGACCGAAAGGCCUAUAUCAGAAGAAAAUGGUUACCUCGUUCCAAAUGUGGAACAGUACAAGAGUCGGGAUAUGUAGGCCUACCAUUCUAUAGAACACAGGGUCGAAACUGUUCUCUAAGAAAACGGAUGGUUUCGGGCCUAUUCCAAUCGCGACUUCAGUAGAUCCAAAAUACAUGAAUAAAAACAGCUAUUUCCCACAUUGUGAAGUUGCUAGGAUGAGGGACCAUGCAGUUAUGAGAUCCACAGUACACAUAUUAUUAUCAGCUAUUUUGGGGGGUUGCAUAUGGUACACGUUAUCAUACUACCUUUUUUAAUUACCCCCCCCCCCCGGG